Ascoidea rubescens DSM 1968 is the source of this 1707-nucleotide messenger RNA. Its product is annotated as SKN1/KRE6 family beta-glucan synthesis-associated protein. Bases 1 to 1707 code for a protein of 568 amino acids. NCBI's taxonomy places the organism in Eukaryota, Fungi, Ascomycota, Saccharomycetes, Ascoideales, Ascoideaceae. Gene Ontology annotation, biological process: (1->6)-beta-D-glucan biosynthetic process; fungal-type cell wall organization. The transcript has a single exon. Gene Ontology annotation, cellular component: plasma membrane; endoplasmic reticulum membrane. The record is from RefSeq and is a predicted model, not a curated record. Gene Ontology annotation, molecular function: glucosidase activity.
AUGAAUAAUCCCAACCCCAAUACCCACAGAAAUCUUAACCACCACAACAGUAUCAAUACUGACUCCCAGCUGCAAAGAAGUAACAACACCUACUCCUACGUCUCAGAUUUCUCAAACAAUUCCUCAAACUCAAAGACUAAUCUCUUUCUAGCUGAUGCCGAUUCCUCUCCAUUUGGUGGCUAUCCUGCUUCUGCCUUUCCUCUACAUAUGGACGAAAUCGAAGACGAUGACUACCUUCACAACCCCGACCCAAUCAACGACGCUGAAUAUGACAACCACAGGCUCUUGUACGACUUAAAAGCAAUGGACAAGAAAUCUGGCCUAGGCUUGUUCAGCUUCAUCCUCCUUCUACUCGCACUAUUGGUCUUGUUCGUGGUCUACCCCAUAUUGACCUACUCUGGUGCCACUGAAUACGUAAAACCCCAGACCUUUGAAUACCUAUCUUCCUACCAAUACCCAACCCUAAAUGCCAUCAGAUCUGACUUGGUUGAUCCAGAUACCCCAUCUUCUGCCUACACAAGAACUGCAAGAGAUGGCUCCGAAUGGAACUUGGUCUUUUCCGACGAAUUCAACAAAGAAGGCAGAACCUUUUAUGAAGGCGACGACCAGUUCUGGAAUGGCCCCGAUAUCCAUUACGCUGCAACAAACGACUUGGAAUGGUACGAUCCUGAUGCUUCAACAACCGCCAAUGGCACCCUCAUCUUUAGAAUGGACGCCUUCAAAAACCACAACUUGUACUACAGAUCUGGAAUGGUCCAAAGUUGGAACCAACUAUGCUUCACACAGGGUGCCAUGGAAGUCAGUGCAAUGUUGCCCAACUUUGGUAAUGUCACUGGUCUAUGGCCUGGUAUCUGGUCCAUGGGUAACAUCGCCAGACCCGGCUUCUUGGGCUCAACAGAAGGUGUCUGGCCCUACUCCUACGAAGACUGCGAUGCUGGUAUCACCCCCAACCAAUCUUCUCCCGAUGGCAUCAGCUAUCUACCUGGCCAGAAAUUAAACUCCUGCACCUGUCUGGGUGAAGACCAUCCAAAUCCAGGCAAUGGUAGAGGUGCUCCUGAAAUUGAUGCCCUAGAAGCUGCCAUUGAUACAACGGUGGGAACUGGUGUGGCUUCUCAAUCAAUGCAAAUCGCUCCUUAUGAUAUAUGGUAUAUCCCAAAUUAUGACUAUGUCGAAAUCUACAACGACACUGUUACCUCCAUGAACACCUAUUGUGGUGGUCCUUUUCAACAAGCUGUCUCUGGAACAAGCACAUUGAACGUAACUUGGUAUCAAUUUGGUGACUACCAGCCCCACUAUCAAAAGUAUGGCUUUGAAUAUCUCCAUGAUAACGAUGACGGUUACGUCCAAUGGUUUAUUGGUGAUGAUCCCACCCUAACUGUUCAUGCAAAGGCUUUACCUCCCAAUGGUAACGUCGGCUGGAGAAGAAUAGCUAAAGAACCUCUAUCAAUGAUCUUAAAUCUAGGUAUUUCAAAUAAUUGGGCCUAUAUUGACUGGCAGUCUAUUAAAUUCCCAGUCGAAAUGAAAAUUGACUAUGUCAGAAUAUACCAACCAAACGAUAGUAUUAGUGUAACUUGUGAUCCAACAGAUUACCCAACUUAUGAUUAUAUUCAAGACCAUCUUCGUGCUUAUAAAAAUCCAAACUACACUACAUGGGAAGAAGCUGGUUAUACAUUUCCUAAGCAUAGACUAACAGGAGAUUGUGAAUAA